AUGGACAUGGAGGCGCUCUAUGCCUGCACCAAGUGCCACCAGAGCUUCCCCUUCGAAGUGUUGUCUCAGGGGCAGCAGCUGUGCAGGGAAUGCCGGAUUGCUCACCCUGUUGUGAAGUGCACCUACUGCAGGACUGAGUACCAGCAGGAGAGUAAAACCAAUACAAUAUGCAAGAAGUGUGCUCAGAACGUGCAGCUGUAUGGAACGCCUAAGCAUUGUCAGUAUUGCAACAUAAUUGCAGCAUUUAUUGGCAAUAAAUGCCAGCGCUGCACGAAUUCAGAGAAGAAGUAUGGACCCCCAUAUUCUUGUGAACAGUGCAAGCAGCAGUGUGCGUUUGACAGGAAAGACGAGCGAAAGAAGGUAGAUGGGAAGCUCCUGUGCUGGCCGUGCACGCUGUCCUACAAGCGUGCCCUUCAGAAGACCAAAGAGCAGAGGAGACACCUGAGCAUCUCUUCUCGAGCCAGCCAUCAGGAGAAGGGGCAGUACAACCGCCUGGGUGGUGACGGCCAUUACAACAGCCAGAAAACACUUUCUACAUCUUCAAUUCAAAAUGAAAUCCCAAAGAAAAAAUCCAAGCUUGAGUCAAUCACAACUAACGGAGACGGCUUUUCCUCAGACCUGGCUCUGGAUUCCCCUGGCACUGACCACUUUGUCAUCAUUGCCCAGCUGAAGGAAGAGGUGGCCACUCUGAAGAAGAUGCUGCAUCAGAAGGACCAGAUGAUCUUAGAGAAAGAGAAGAAGAUUACGGAGCUGAAGGCUGAUUUUCAGUAUCGGGAGUCUCAAACUCGGGCCAAAAUGAACCAAAUGGAGAAAACCCACAAAGAAGUCACAGAGCAAUUGCAGGCCAAACACCGAGAGCUUCUCAAACAGGCAGCUGCUUUGUCCAAGAGCAAGAAGUCCAAGAAGUCAGGCGCCAUAACGUCUCCGUGAGGACCACAAGAAGACUCCCAGCA
This is a messenger RNA of Peromyscus leucopus (white-footed mouse), 953 nucleotides long. RefSeq names its product protein FAM76A-like. The transcript has a single exon. Bases 1 to 930 code for a protein of 309 amino acids. The record is from RefSeq and is a predicted model, not a curated record. NCBI's taxonomy places the organism in Eukaryota, Metazoa, Chordata, Mammalia, Rodentia, Cricetidae.